AUGAGGGACUUUCCUUCUUGUUUUGGUGAAAAUGGCAUUCAAGUGGCCGGAUCUUCUUCUUCAUCAGGUGAUAUCACCACAACUACUUCCACUAACAGAAUUGCCCAAAAUCUCGUGACUUGUGUUUACCAGUGUCGAAUGCGUAAUUUCUCUUACUUCAUCAUAACUCUCACUUGGACUAAAACCUUAAUGGGUCAAAGUCUUUCUGUUGAAAUCAACGAUUCAAACAACCAAUGUCUAUGCAAACUCGACAUUAAGCCAUGGUUGUUCUCUAAAAGAAGAGGGUACAGGAAUCUAGAAGUGGGUUCAAAGUUGAUUGCUAUUUACUGGGAUUUAUCAUACGCAAAAUUCGAUUCUUCACCUGAGCCAAUCGAAGGUUUCUAUUUUGCUAUUUCCAUGAACCAAGAACUAAUACUGGUUUUAGGAGAUAUGGAAAAGGAAGUGCACAAAAAGAUAGAUGCAACAAGUUUGGUUCCAAAUGCUGUUUUUGUUUCAAAAAGAGCACAUAUUUUUGGGAAGAAGGCGUAUUCAACUAGAGCACAAUUUUGUGGAAAAGGUCAGAUUCAUGAUAUAACAAUUGAAUGUGAUACAAUGUGUAUGAAUGAUUCGUAUUUGUUGAUACGAAUAGAUGGUAACCCUGUAAUGCAAGUGAAGUGCUUAAAAUGGAAAUUUAGAGGAAAUUAUACUAUUUUAGUUGAUGGGUUGCCAGUGGAAGUUUAUUGGGAUGUUCAUAGUUGGCUAUUUGAGAAAUUUAUGGGCAAUGCGGUCUUUUUGUUUCAGACUUGUCUUUCUGCUGAGAAAUUGUGGGGGAGUGAGGAUCCUUCUUGGUCAACUAUGAGUAAGGAUCGACAUUCACAAACUUUGGGCUUUUCUUUGGUGUUGUGUGCAUGGAAGAAUGAGUAG
Messenger RNA from Lactuca virosa, 903 nucleotides. NCBI's taxonomy places the organism in Eukaryota, Viridiplantae, Streptophyta, Magnoliopsida, Asterales, Asteraceae. The record is from the annotation of a GenBank genome assembly.